This is a messenger RNA of Spea bombifrons (plains spadefoot toad), 6566 nucleotides long. RefSeq names its product myosin heavy chain 9 (gene MYH9). The transcript is spliced from 41 exons. Gene Ontology annotation, molecular function: cytoskeletal motor activity; actin filament binding; ATP binding. Gene Ontology annotation, cellular component: myosin complex. The record is from RefSeq and is a predicted model, not a curated record. NCBI's taxonomy places the organism in Eukaryota, Metazoa, Chordata, Amphibia, Anura, Pelobatidae. The coding region runs from base 163 to 6042 and encodes 1959 amino acids.
UCAAACGUCUGCAGCUGACCGGUAUUAGUCGGUGCUCGGCAUUAUUUGAGGUGUCUGCGGUUUAGAGCACUUAUACUUCCUUGCUCUGUACUAGCUGCAUCUGCAGCGGUAGUCUAUCUGCAGUGGGCGUCCUGUCUUCAGGUCUCUUUACCCUGACAAAACAUGGCGCAAAAAGAUGCGGACAAAUAUCUCUUCGUGGAUCGGAACUAUAUCAAUAACCCGUUGGCUCAAGCUGAUUGGGCAGCCAAAAAACUAGUAUGGGUUCCUUCAGAAAAGCAUGGCUUUGAGGCAGCCAGCUUGAAGGAAGAAGUGGGAGAUGAGGCCAUAGUUGAACUAGCUGAAAAUGGCAAGAAGGUAAAAGUCAAUAAGGAUGACAUUCAGAAGAUGAACCCACCAAAGUUCUCCAAAGUAGAAGAUAUGGCUGAGCUAACUUGUCUAAAUGAGGCGUCUGUCCUGCACAAUUUGAAAGAGCGCUACUACUCUGGUUUAAUUUAUACUUACUCUGGGCUUUUUUGCGUAGUUAUAAAUCCUUACAAGAAUCUGCCUAUUUAUUCUGAAGAUAUAGUGGAUAUGUACAAAGGCAAAAAAAGACACGAGAUGCCGCCUCAUAUUUAUGCUAUUACAGACACUGCUUACCGAAGUAUGAUGCAAGAUCGAGAAGACCAGUCUGUUCUUUGCACAGGAGAAUCUGGAGCUGGCAAAACAGAAAACACGAAAAAGGUUAUACAAUACCUGGCUUACGUUGCAUCUUCACACAAAACAAAAAAGGACCAGGGUGAGCUUGAAAGGCAGUUACUACAAGCUAACCCAAUUCUUGAGGCCUUUGGAAAUGCCAAAACAGUUAAAAAUGAUAACUCGUCAAGAUUUGGCAAAUUUAUUCGGAUUAAUUUUGAUGUCAAUGGCUACAUUGUUGGUGCCAAUAUAGAAACUUACCUUUUGGAGAAAUCGCGUGCUAUUCGCCAGGCGAAAGAGGAACGAACGUUCCAUGUAUUCUACUACCUUUUAUCCGGGUCUGGUGAACACUUAAAAAGUGACCUCUUGUUGGAAGCCUACAACAAGUAUCGAUUCCUUUCCAAUGGACAUGUCACUAUCCCAGGGCAGCAGGACAAGGAUCUUUUCCAAGAAACUAUGGAGGCAAUGAAGAUCAUGGGCAUCCCAGAUGAAGAACAACUUGGUCUUUUAAAAGUAGUUUCGGGUGUUCUGCAAUUGGGCAACAUUGCAUUCAAGAAGGAGCGCAACACGGAUCAAGCAUCUAUGCCAGAUAACACAGCUGCCCAGAAAGUUUGCCAUCUUCUUGGUGUGAACGUCAAUGACUUCACCAGAGCCAUCCUCCUACCUAGAAUUAAAGUUGGCCGUGAUUAUGUGCAGAAAGCUCAGACCAAAGAACAGGCAGAUUUUGCUAUUGAGGCUCUAGCUAAAGCCACUUACGAGAGGAUGUUCCGUUGGUUGGUAAUGCGCAUUAACAAGGCGUUGGACAAGACAAAACGGCAAGGGGCUUCUUUCAUUGGGAUCCUUGAUAUUGCUGGCUUUGAAAUCUUUGAGUUGAAUUCAUUUGAGCAGCUUUGCAUAAACUACACCAAUGAAAAACUGCAGCAGCUCUUCAACCACACAAUGUUCAUCCUCGAGCAAGAAGAGUAUCAGCGUGAAGGAAUCGAAUGGAACUUUAUUGACUUUGGCCUGGAUCUUCAACCAUGCAUUGACUUAAUAGAGAAGCCUGCUGGUCCACCUGGUAUUCUCGCACUACUAGAUGAAGAAUGCUGGUUCCCGAAGGCUACAGAUAAAAGUUUUGUAGAGAAAGUUGUACAAGAACAGGGCACACACUCAAAAUUCCAGAAACCAAAGCAGCUGAAGGAUAAAGCAGAUUUCUGUGUAAUGCAUUAUGCUGGCAAGGUGGAUUACAAGGCAGACGAAUGGCUCAUGAAAAAUAUGGAUCCCCUUAAUGACAAUGUUGCUACACUUUUAAAUCAGUCAUCUGACAAAUUUGUGUCAGAUUUGUGGAAAGAUGUGGAUCGCAUUGUUGGCUUGGAUCAGGUUGCUGGUAUGUCUGAUACAGCACUCCCUGGAGCAUUCAAGACCAGAAAAGGAAUGUUUCGGACAGUAGGUCAACUUUACAAAGAACAACUUUCAAAGCUGAUGGCAACCCUCAGGAACACAAACCCUAACUUUGUGCGCUGCAUUAUUCCUAAUCAUGAGAAAAAGUCUGGUAAGCUAGAUGCCCAUUUAGUGCUUGAACAGCUGCGCUGCAAUGGUGUGCUGGAAGGAAUCCGUAUCUGCAGACAAGGCUUUCCAAACAGAGUUGUCUUUCAAGAGUUCAGGCAAAGGUACGAAAUUCUCACGCCCAAUUCGAUCCCUAAAGCCUUUAUGGAUGGAAAACAAGCAUGUGUUCUUAUGAUCAGAGCUUUGGAGCUCGAUUCCAACCUCUAUCGUAUUGGGCAAAGCAAAGUGUUCUUUAGAGCUGGUGUCUUGGCUCAUCUAGAGGAAGAAAGAGAUCUGAAGAUUACAGAUGUCAUAAUAAGCUUCCAGGCCUGGUGCAGAGGUUAUAUUGCCAGAAAAGCCUUUGCCAAAAGACAACAGCAGCUUACUGCUAUGAAGGUGAUUCAAAGGAACUGUGCAGCAUACUUGAAACUUAGAAAUUGGCAGUGGUGGAGGCUCUUUACAAAGGUUAAGCCUUUACUCCAAGCAAACAGAUUUGAUGAAGAGUUGCAAUCAAAGGAGGUUGAACUUCAGAAGGUGAAAGAACUCUUCACUUUUUCAGAACAAAAACUUACAGAGAUGGAGCAUAAUCAAAUACAGCUUCAGCAAGAGAAAAUGCAGCUCCAGGAACAGCUGCAGGCAGAGACAGAGCUCUGUGCUGAAGCAGAGGAAAUGAGGGCCCGUCUUGCGGCAAAGAAGCAGGAGCUAGAGGAGAUCUUACACGACUUAGAAUCCAGGGUAGAAGAAGAAGAGGAACGUUGCCAAAUACUGCAGACUGAAAAGAAGAAAAUGCAGCAGAAUAUUGGGGAACUAGAAGAACAACUUGAAGAGGAGGAAGCGGCCAGACAAAAGCUUCAGCUGGAAAAAGUCACUCUGGAUGCUAAGCUAAAGAAAAUUGAAGAAGAUGUCCUUGUCCUAGAGGAUCAGAAUGCAAAGUUUAUCAAGGAGAAGAAACUCCUUGAAGAUCGCAUUGCAGAAUUCACCACAAAUCUUGCUGAGGAGGAAGAGAAGUCGAAGAGUCUUGCCAAACUCAAGAACAAACAUGAGACAAUGAUCUCUGACUUGGAAGAGCGUCUGCGCCGGGAGGAGAAGCAGCGUCAGGAGCUUGAGAAGACACGGCGAAAAUUGGAAGGAGAUUCCACAGACUUGCACGAUCAGAUAGCUGAACUGCAAGCCCAAGUUGCUGAGCUGAAGUUGCAGCUUGCCAAAAAGGAGGAAGAACUGCAGGCUGCACUAGCAAGAGUGGAGGAAGAGGCUGCCCAUAAAAAUAUGGCUUUGAAGAAAAUCCGUGAGCUAGAGUCCCAGAUUGGUGAGCUGCAGGAGGACCUUGAAGCUGAACGAGCUGCGCGUAAUAAGGCAGAAAAACAAAAGCGUGAUCUUGGGGAGGAACUUGAAGCUCUGAAGACUGAGCUGGAGGAUACUUUAGACUCUACUGCUGCGCAGCAGGAGCUUAGAACAAAACGCGAGCAGGAGGUUACACAUCUGAAGAAGACCCUAGAUGAAGAAGCUCGUGCACAUGAAGUCCAAAUACAGGAGCUGAGACAAAAACAUUCACAAGCUGCAGAAGAAUUAUCAGAACAGCUGGAGCAGACCAAACGGCUGAAAGCUAACUUAGAGAAGGCCAAACAGUCUUUGGAGAGUGAACGGAACGAGUUGGCAAAUGAAGUGAAGACUCUUCUUCAGAGCAAAGGUGACUCUGAGCACAAAAGAAAGAAGAUGGAGUCUCAGCUUCAGGAACUGCAAGUCAAGGUGACAGAGGGAGACAGAGCUCGCGUUGAGCUGACUGAAAAAGCAAACAGACUUCAGGUUGAAUUGGACAAUGUUACUGCUCUCCUUUCCCAAGCUGACAGCAAAUCCAUAAAGCUUGCCAAGGACUUCUCAACUUUAGAGUCACAGCUUCAGGAUACUCAGGAACUUCUGCAAGAAGAGACUCGUCAGAAGCUGAGCCUUAGUACUAAACUUAAGCAAAUGGAUGAUGAUAAAAAUGGCUUUCUGGAGCAGCUUGAGGAAGAGGAGGAGUCUAAGAAGAAUUUAUUAAAACAGAUAAAUACACUGCAAACUCAGAUGACAGAUAUGAAGAAGAAGAUGGAGGAGAGCAUUGGUUCACUGGAGAGUGUGGAAGAAUUGAAGAAGAAGCUACAGAAAGAUUUAGAAGCAGCAAAUCAACGCUUUGAGGAAAAGGCAGCAGCCUAUGACAAGCUGGAGAAAACAAAGACCAGGCUUCAGCAGGAGUUGGAUGACCUUGCUGUGGAUCUUGACCAUCAGAGGCAGACUGUUUCCAACCUGGAGAAAAAGCAGAAGAAAUUUGAUCAGCUUCUUUUAGAGGAGAAAAAUAUAUCUGCGAAGUAUGCAGAAGAGCGUGAUCGUGCAGAAGCAGAGGCUCGUGAAAAAGAGACUAAGGCAUUGGCCUUGACCCGCUCCCUUGAAGAGGCACUUGAGUUUAAGGCAGAGUUAGAAAGACUCAAUAAGCAGUUGCGCACAGAGAUGGAAGACUUGGUCAGCUCAAAGGAUGAUGUUGGCAAGAGUGUACAUGAGCUUGAAAAGUCUAAGCGUGCUUUAGAGCAACAAGUAGAAGAAAUGAAAACCCAGCUUGAAGAACUUGAAGAUGAGCUGCAAGCCACAGAGGAUGCCAAGCUCAGGCUGGAAGUAAACUUACAGGCUAUGAAAGCUCAAUUUGAGAGAGACCUCCAGGGGCGUGAUGAGCAGAGUGAGGAUAAAAAGAAGCAGCUGGUCAGGCAGGUGAAAGAGAUGGAAGCAGAACUUGAAGAUGAAAGAAAGCAGCGUUCCAUUGCUGUGGCUGCGAGAAAGAAGCUGGAGAUGGAUCUAAAGGAUUUUGAAGGACAAAUAGACACUGCAAAUAAGAACAAAGAGGAGGCAAUCAAGCAGCUGCGCAAACUUCAGGGUCAGUUGAAGGAUUAUCAGCGAGAACUUGAAGACACUAGAGCUUCCAGGGAUGACAUCUUAACUCAGGCUAAGGAAAAUGAAAAGAAAUUUAAGAGUAUGGAAGCAGAGGUGAUCCACUUGCAUGAGGAACUUGCUGCUGCUGAGCGUGCGAAGCGCCAAGCUCAGCAGGAAAGAGAUGAACUUGCUGAUGAAAUUGCAAACAGUAGUGGCAAGGGUGCUCUGGCUCUUGAAGAGAAACGGCGCCUGGAAUCCCGGAUUGCGCAGCUAGAGGAAGAGCUUGAGGAGGAACAGGGCAACACAGAACUGGUUAAUGACCGGCUUAGGAAAGCAACUCUUCAGAUUGACCAGCUGAAUGCUGACUUGAAUGCAGAGCGUAGCAGUGCUCAAAAGAAUGAAAAUGCACGCCAACAAAUGGAUCGCCAAAAUAAAGAAUUGAAGACAAAGCUACAAGAGCUGGAAGGGACUGUCAAGUCAAAGUUCAAGGCUUCAAUCGCAGCUCUUGAAUCUAAGAUCUCACAACUGGAAGAACAGCUUGAUUCAGAGACUAAAGAGCGUCAAAAUGCCAGCAAGCAGGUGCGUCGAACAGAAAAAAGACUAAAAGAUGUCCUAAUGCAGGUAGAAGAUGAACGACGCAAUGCUGAGCAGUAUAAAGAGCAGGCUGAGAAGAGUAAUGUCCGUAUGAAACAGCUCAAGAGACAGGUGGAGGAAGCAGAGGAAGAGGCCCAACGUGCUAAUGCUAUGAGACGCAAGCUGCAGCGUGAGCUUGAAGAUGCGACUGAGACUGCUGAUGCUAUGAACCGUGAAGUGAAUACCCUUAAGAGCAAGCUCAGGCGGGGUGAUGUGCCAUUUGUCACAAGACGUGUUGCAAGAAAGGGGAUUGAUGAGGCUUCUGAUGAAGACUUGGAUGGAAAAGCAGAUUCUGGUGAUGGCAAAUCAACAGAUUAGUGUGCAACUACUUUUUCACCAUUAAGUCAUCAAGAUACUGCAAACAUCUAAAGGACAACUUUUGUUUCCUAUCUCAAAUGUUCCACUGCCUCUUCCCCAAAAGCACCAGAGCCAUUAAUUGAUCAGAUGUGGUUCCGUAUACAGGAAUUAAAUGUCUAGUGGAUGUUUCUCUAAAAUGUUAAAGGCAAUAUGAUCUUGCACUUUCUAUAGUGAUAUGAUUGAAUGACAGCUGUUUUAUAGCAUUGUCAUAUUCUAGUACCCCCUCCCAAAAGCAGUCCACACAUGGGACAAAAAUACCUACUAAUGACCUUUUGUCAAUGUGUUUGUCCUUAUGUUUUUCAGCCACUUGUCAUUUAUUUUUUUUUUUGUGUACUCAAACUAUGUAAGGGACAAACUAAAUGAAAAUGUAACUGGAUAAGUAGCUGUACUGCACCAAAUAUAUGAACUGCUACUCUGCUCGUGCACACAUUGUAAUGACUAUUUUUGAAAUAAAUUGUCACUUUAUAUUUUUUACCACUUUAUAA